GAUGAUACUGUUGAUCAUUAUUCUACGAAUAGUACUAGUAUUCGUGCAAGUAUUCUGAAAGUAAUGCCAACAUCAGCAGCAGCAACAGUGAUAAUAGCACGUUCAACAAUCACCACAUCAAAUAAU
Molecule: messenger RNA, 126 nt
Organism: Funneliformis mosseae
Lineage: Eukaryota; Fungi; Glomeromycota; Glomeromycetes; Glomerales; Glomeraceae
Source: the annotation of a GenBank genome assembly